AUGGCUACUGAUGAGACGGCGGCUGUGUCGCCCAUCUUGAGCAUCCCUUUGGAACUGAUGAAGGAGAUCCUCGAGUCUGUGAGUACCAAAUGCACACCAUCACCUUCCUCGGCUGACCCAGACUUACUCAGAGCCUCAUCAAACCAAGUGGAAGCAACAUCACCCUCUCUUCCGCAGGGUUCGAGACUCAUGCGCUGCUGAAGACCUGCAAACGACUCCGCUUUGAGGCUCUGAAGACAUUCUACUACAAGAACAAGUUCGUCAUUGCCGAGGAGGAAAAUGCGGUGGAGGUGCUCAUCAAAUUCUUCCAUCACCUGAAGUCUCUGGUGCGUACUGUGCGAUGAGUCUACCGUGCUCUCACUGACUUGUAGUAGGGCCUCAAAGAACAUCUCGUCUCCCUCGACCCCAGCGCUGUGGGCAGGGGGCUGUGGUUCAACGUCAUCCAAUUCUUCCAGCGAGUGCAUCAGGGCUCCUUUCCCGGCCUGAGCGUCACGGCCGUCCAUCGGCUCAGGAAAAUCCGCAGUCGUCAUGUGAAGGCUAUGCUCAGGUACUUCACCCUCGCGCAGGCCAAGCGGAGAGAACCUUGGCAACGGGUGCGACGAGAGAUUGACUGUCAGUGGUACAUUGAGGCGGAGGCUAUUAAGAAGGAGAAGAAUCAGGAAACAACGACGCGGACCUGA
Messenger RNA from Lecanosticta acicola, 680 nucleotides. The record is from the annotation of a GenBank genome assembly. Lineage: Eukaryota; Fungi; Ascomycota; Dothideomycetes; Mycosphaerellales; Mycosphaerellaceae.